AUGUUUAAAGGGACAUUUUCCUUGCGUGAUGAGAAACCCGGAAAUUGUCCUUUUAACAACAUCACAUCUCAAGCAGUUUGGACAGUAUCAUCUACUCAACCUGGUAGCGGAAUACAAAACCUCUUCGAUGGAAAUAGAGAUACAUAUUGGCAAUCAGAUGGCAAUCUUCCUCAUCAAAUCAUAGCUCAAUUCGCCAAGAAAAUGUUCAUAUCCGUUGUUAAGAUUGCUGUUUCAACGCAAGAUGAUAAUUACGCUCCAUUACAAGUUGAUAUCCAGACAGGCAAUGAUCCAAACAGUAUGAAUUCUAAAGGAACUUUCGCAAUAGAGAAUUUUAAUGGAGUUAAUACAUUUCAUAUUGAAAUAGAAGCAAUAUUUCUCGCGAUUUUGAUUGUUCGAAAUUUAAAUGAUGGAAAGAAUUCAAAAAUACGAUCGCUACAAGUGUUUGGAAGUCUCAGAACUAUCUCUCCCGAACCUUCUUUUGCAUUUAAGAAACCAGAACUCGCAAUGCAUCUUGGAAUACGAUAA
Molecule: messenger RNA, 525 nt
Organism: Trichomonas vaginalis G3
Lineage: Eukaryota; Parabasalia; Trichomonadida; Trichomonadidae
Product: anaphase-promoting complex-dependent catabolic process
Exons: 1
Coding region: 1-525 (174 amino acids)
Biological process (GO): anaphase-promoting complex-dependent catabolic process; protein K11-linked ubiquitination
Cellular component (GO): anaphase-promoting complex
Source: RefSeq, a predicted model, not a curated record